AGGGAGGGAGCAGAGACAGCAGAGCAACUGGUUCAUUUGCGAGCGACAUUCUCUCCACACAGUCAGACCGGGGAGGCAAUCUGGAGAAAACUCUGACGGAUUUUUUCUUACAUAGACAAUUUCUUCCUCUUCCUUGGUGUUGAGGCUUUGACUGUUUCUCUAAGGAAACAAAGAACCCUGAAGGGGGAUUUUUCUGCUCUCAUGUGAAGUUUAGGUAAUCUUAAAGCCAAAAAAGGAAAAUGUGCCUGAGAGGAAGACGGGAUUAGGGGACAGAGACUACACUGGAUUCACACCCACUGUUGUUUUCUUUUGCCGAGUUCCAAGCUUCAGGGGCUAACGAGCGCUACUCCGAGGCACCGUCGCAGCGCUCCCAACCUCCGUUACCACGCGGCCGCCGGCCGGACCGGGACCCCCGCCGCCGGCUGACCGCGCCCGCCAGGAUGUUCCUGAACUUCCGCCGGCUCCGCAGGUACCAGUGCAUGCAGCUCAUGACCACCUGCCUGGUGCUGUCGGUGGUGAUGGUCUGCUGGGAGCAACUGGACAACGGCGUGGUCAACCACUUCAAGUCCACCUCCUACCGCUACCUGGUCAACAGCUUCAGCUACAUCAACCGGAGCCUCACCGUCCCGCGGGAGGAAGCCCGGCGCUUCAGCGACUUCCCCUACCUGCUGGACCACCCGGACAAGUGCGCCGGCCAGGACGUCUUCCUGCUCCUCUUCGUCAAGUCGCGGCCGGAGAACGUGGGCCGCCGCGCCGCCAUCCGCGCCACCUGGGGCAACGAGAGCUACAUCCAGAGCGCCCUCGGGGUGACGGUGAAGGUGGCGUUCGCCCUGGGCGCCACGGAGGCUCCCCGGCGGGGCCGGUCGGGCCCCCAGGAGCGGCUGGCGGCGGAGGACCGUCUCCACGGCGACCUGAUCCAGAAGGACUUCCUGGACUCCUUCCACAACCUGACCCUGAAGCUGAUCAUGCAGCUCCACUGGGUGCACCACCGCUGCCGCCACGCCCGCUUCUUCAUGACGGCCGACGACGACAUCUUCGUGCACACGCCCAACCUGGUGGGCUACCUGCAGGAGGCGCGGCGGCGCGGCGCCGCCGACCUGUGGAUCGGCCGCGUGUACAAGGGGGCGCCGCCCAUCCGCAGCCGGGACAGCAAGUACUUUGUGCCGUGGGAGAUGUACCAGUGGUACGCCUACCCGGACUACACGGCCGGGGCCGGCUACGUGGUCUCCGGCGAGGUGGCCGACAAGGCCUACCACGCCUCGCUGACCCUGAACGCCUCGCUGUACAUCGACGACGUGUUCAUGGGCCUCUGCGCCAACGCCGUGGGCCUGUCGCCGCAGGACCACGCCUUCUUCUCCGGGGACGGCCGGACGCCGUACCACCGCUGCGUCUACGAGCGCAUGAUGACCUCGCACGGCCACGUGGAGGACCUCCAGGAGCUGUGGGCGGCGGCCACGCACCCCCAGGUGAGGCGGGCCGCCUCGGGCCCGCUGGGGAGGCUGUACUGCGCCGCCGUCAGGGUGGCGCUCCUCUGCAGGCCCUCCGCCACCUACCCCUGCAAAGCGGCGUUUUCGUAG
Molecule: messenger RNA, 1577 nt
Organism: Menidia menidia (Atlantic silverside)
Lineage: Eukaryota; Metazoa; Chordata; Actinopteri; Atheriniformes; Atherinopsidae
Source: the annotation of a GenBank genome assembly